GAAAAUAAAACCAAACUUAACCAAUGGAAUAGAUUUCUUUAGAAUUAAAUCUAAUCCUCAAGGUUUUAGGUACAAAUGCGUGAAGCAGUACUGCAAUGGCAAGGUAAUCGCAUAUUCAAUUGCCAUCUUGCUACCCGUAUCUGCGAGAUACUCACUAAGCCCUUUGAUUUUGAUGCAUACGUUGGAUAUUGUAUGGGACAAUUGCGCUUUGCUCAUAUCUGCUAAUAUGCAUACUUCUUUAGUAUAUGUAAUUUUCCACAAACUGCAUCUUUUUCCUAUCAAACCUCCUUUAAAAUAUCCCAAACAAAGAGGUUCUGCCCAGU
Messenger RNA from Phytomonas sp. EM1, 323 nucleotides. The record is from the annotation of a GenBank genome assembly. Lineage: Eukaryota; Euglenozoa; Kinetoplastea; Trypanosomatida; Trypanosomatidae.